AUGGCCUCGAGCGAAGCCGGUUACCCCAUGUCCGACAGGGCGGCAACCCCCACCGCCAGACGCUAUGCCCCGCCCAGCUCUUCGACCGGCGGCCGCCUGCGAGGUCCUCCCUCCGAGAUGACGGGCGCGCCGAGUGACGAUGAGGGCGACGGGUUCGCCGAUGACCAGGUCGUGCGCGGAUCGAAAAGGCCACAGGAUUCGGCCAACAUCCCCAAGGUCGAGGAUCGCAUUGGUCUUUUGAUCCAAGAACAGUUUGGAGAUUUCCUCGAAGGCUUCGUCGAAGAGCGCGAUCCCCAUGGAGCGCCGCCCUCGAGCGCCGUCACCACCGAUAAAUACUACGUUGCCCAGAUCCACGGCAUGCGAACAUACCAGCUCUCCACCCUCUACGUCGACUUUAGGCAUCUCGGCCAGUGGCAGAAUGGCUCUCUCUCCGACGCCGUCGCCACCAACUACUACCGUUUCCUUCCCUUCAUUACCGCAGCACUACACGGUGCUAUCGCCAAGCACGAACCCCAGUACUUCCGCGAACAUCGUCAGCCCACGGCCUCGAGCAACCAGACGAGCUCAGCUGCGAGCAAUGCCGCCUCGGCAAGCCAGUCCGAGCUCGGCAGCAAGACGAGCAACCAGCAGACCGAUAAGCUGUUCGCCAUUGCCUUCUACAACCUGCCCCUCGUCUCUCGUGUGCGCAGUCUGCGCGCCGCCAACAUUGGCCAGCUCCUCUCCAUCUCCGGCACCGUCACGCGCACCUCCGAGGUCAGGCCCGAGCUGUCCCUCGGUACCUUCCUCUGCCAGGCCUGCAGGACGGUCAUUCCCAACGUCGAGCAGACAUUUCGCUACACCGAGCCCACGCUGUGUCCCAACCAGACCUGUCAGAACCGCUUUGCAUGGCAGCUCGACAUCCGCCAGAGCACCUUUAUCGAUUGGCAAAAAGUGCGCAUCCAGGAGAACUCGUCCGAAAUCCCUACCGGCAGCAUGCCCCGAACCAUGGACGUCAUCAUGCGAGGAGAAAUUGUCGACCGCGCCAAGGCAGGCGAGAAGUGCAUCUUCACCGGUGCCCUGAUCGUCGUGCCUGAUGUCAGCCAGCUGAGCAUGCCUGGACAAAAGGCGUACUCGAUCCGCGACGACAAGAGCGCCGGCAACGGUAACGACGCUGGCGGCGCAGGCGUCUCCGGCCUCAAGUCUCUUGGUGUGCGCGAUCUCACAUACCGCCUUGCCUUCCUCGCAUGCAUGGUUCUGCCAGACAACAGUUCGUCCGGCCGGUCUGCCCACGCGCAGGUGUCGGACAUUAUGACGGCCCUGACCGACAACACACCCGAAUCUGCCAUUGAUGCAGAGGAGGCGCAGGCUACCGUGCUCGCGACAAUGACACAAGAGGAGAUCGCGCAGGUGCGUACCAUGGUUCACACAGAUCGCAUCUACUCGCGGCUCGUCAACUCCAUCGCGCCCAUGGUCUACGGUCACGAAGUCGUCAAGAAGGGUAUUCUGCUGCAGCUCUUGUCCGGUCUGCACAAGACGACGGCCGAGGGCAUGCAGCUUCGUGGUGACAUCAACGUCUGCAUUGUCGGUGACCCGUCGACGUCAAAGUCCCAGUUCCUGAAGUACGUCUGCUCCUUUGCGCCCCGCGCCGUCUACACCAGUGGCAAGGCCUCCUCCGCCGCCGGUCUCACGGCCGCCGUCAUGAAGGACGAGGAGACGGGCGAGUUCACCAUUGAAGCCGGUGCCCUCAUGCUUGCCGACAAUGGCAUCUGCGCCAUUGACGAGUUUGACAAGAUGGACAUUGCCGACCAGGUCGCCAUCCACGAAGCCAUGGAACAGCAGACCAUUUCCAUCGCGAAAGCCGGCAUCCAGGCGACCCUCAACGCGCGCACUUCGAUCCUCGCCGCCGCCAACCCCGUCAGCGGCCGCUACAACCGCAAGACGUCGCUGCGCGCCAACAUCAACAUGAGCGCGCCCAUCAUGUCGCGUUUCGACCUCUUCUUCGUCGUGCUCGACGAGUGCUCCGAGGCCGUCGACCGCCACCUCGCCGAGCACAUUGUCGCCAUCCACCAGCUGCGCGACGAGGCCGUCGAGCCCGAGUACGACACGGAGACGCUGCAGCGCUACAUCCGGCUCGCGCGCACGUUCCGCCCCGAGUUCACCGAAGAGGCGCGCGAGACGCUCGUCGAGAAAUACAAGGAACUCCGCGCCGACGACGCCCAGGGCGGCGUCGGCAAGAACAGCUACCGCAUCACGGUCCGCCAGCUCGAGAGCAUGAUCCGCCUGUCCGAGGCCAUCGCCAAGGCCAACUGCAGCAUCAUCUCGGUCGAGCACGACGACGUCGAGUUUCAGGACGACGACGACGAGGGCGUCGACGCGCCGCUCGAGGACGGCGCCACGCUGCGCCGCGCCGCGCGCGAGGCCACGGGCCAGCCGGCGGAUGACGAGGACGACGAGGGCGACGCCGCCAUGGGCGAGACCUCUGGCGAGCCGCAGAAGAAGAAGCAGACGAUCACGUACGAAAAGUACAUCAGCAUGGUCAACCUCUUUGUGCAGCGCGUCAACGACGACGAGGCCGGCGGCGCCGGCGAGGGCGUCGACGGCGAUGCCCUCACGCAGUGGUACCUCGAGCAGGCGGAGGACCAGAUGGACGGCGAGGACGACUACCACCGGGAGAAGGCGCUGGCGGCGCUCGUGCUGAAGAAGAUGGUCAAGGAGAACAUCCUCAUGGCCGUCCGGGGGUCCGGGCUUGCUGAAGACGGCGACGGUGCCGCGGCCUCGGGUGACGGGGCGGUCGUCUAUGUCCUGCAUCCCAACUGCGCCGUGGAGGAGUACUAA
Verticillium dahliae VdLs.17 is the source of this 2814-nucleotide messenger RNA. Its product is annotated as DNA replication licensing factor mcm6. The transcript is spliced from 3 exons. Gene Ontology annotation, molecular function: ATP binding; single-stranded DNA binding; single-stranded 3'-5' DNA helicase activity. Bases 1 to 2814 code for a protein of 937 amino acids. Gene Ontology annotation, biological process: DNA replication initiation; double-strand break repair via break-induced replication; mitotic DNA replication. The record is from RefSeq and is a predicted model, not a curated record. NCBI's taxonomy places the organism in Eukaryota, Fungi, Ascomycota, Sordariomycetes, Glomerellales, Plectosphaerellaceae. Gene Ontology annotation, cellular component: MCM complex; nucleus.